This is a messenger RNA of Echinostoma caproni, 246 nucleotides long. Lineage: Eukaryota; Metazoa; Platyhelminthes; Trematoda; Plagiorchiida; Echinostomatidae. The record is from the annotation of a GenBank genome assembly.
AUGAGCGCGUACACAGGGGCCGUGCUAAACUAUUUGACUAUCGGUGUGGUCCUAUUCGGUGGCCUAUUCGGUGAUAUGACACCGUCCGAGGUGACUGUGCUGAUCAGUCAGGUCAGUGUGGACUAUUCCUCUGCUUUAUCUUUGUUCUAUUUUGUCCAUCGAUUCGCACGGAUUGGAUCUGACGGCCAGUUUCCUGGGCGUCGAGUGUCUGAACACCUACCUCAAAUUGAUAGCGUUGGAAGGUAA